Molecule: messenger RNA, 658 nt
Organism: Teleopsis dalmanni
Lineage: Eukaryota; Metazoa; Arthropoda; Insecta; Diptera; Diopsidae
Exons: 2
Source: RefSeq, a predicted model, not a curated record
CAAAACAACGAUUAAAAAAAACGACUACAAUUUUAUUAGAAUGACAACAACAAUUAAAAAUAUUAAAAAAUGUAUUCACAAACUGAUAAGAGCAACAAUGCAGCAGCCCCGCUGAAUUAUCUUCGUGCUAAUCGCUGCUGUCAGCCGCCGCAGUUGGCAGCGUCGAAUCGAUCGAGUGUGAAGAAUGCAUCUUCACAGAGCGAUCAGAAUUAUCAGUUUCAACCCGGUUACCGGCGUAUGAUUUUGAAGAAUUUCCAUUCCUCGAAAACUGCACAAGCAACUUUAGUCGCGCGGCACACCUUAAAUUUUGCAAGAUUUUGUCGUUUUGUGCCAUUUAUUAAAAUCGCUUUGAUAUUGUUUUAUUUUAAUUGCUUAAUAAAUCUACCGGGUGGUGUGCAUGCAGCACCCCAGUCCUGUAUACUCUGUGAUAAAAAAGAUUUGGAAGCCAAAGAUCCUGGGGGAAGUAAUUUUGAAGAGUUCCGAUUUGAGCACCAAGUUACUCGACAAGAUGCGAUCAGCGCAUUAAAGAUGUUUAAUAAUAGCUUCGAUCACGGUUCUUCAUGCAAGUCCGUUUCCUGUACAAAAACUGUUAUGAAAUAUUGUCUGGGAGCACAGUUCAUAAAUGAUCACUGCUGGUGUGAGCUAGGACAUACUGAAG